Messenger RNA from Zerene cesonia (dogface butterfly), 1584 nucleotides. It is a transcript of the gene Bx, whose product is annotated as LIM domain only protein 3. NCBI's taxonomy places the organism in Eukaryota, Metazoa, Arthropoda, Insecta, Lepidoptera, Pieridae. Gene Ontology annotation, biological process: positive regulation of transcription by RNA polymerase II. Gene Ontology annotation, cellular component: nucleus. The transcript is spliced from 6 exons. Bases 243 to 989 code for a protein of 248 amino acids. The record is from RefSeq and is a predicted model, not a curated record. Gene Ontology annotation, molecular function: transcription coactivator activity; DNA-binding transcription factor binding.
GGCUCAUUCAUUCGCUUCCCGCCAGUGGCAGCGAGCACACGUUUCGCGGCUCGAGCGAAUUGUUCCAAGACGAUCGCGAAAAAACUUUUCAGUGCAGUGUCGAACGAUCCUUGUAAGCACUCGAAUAUGAACAAGAUUCUCUCGUGCUGUGAAUUUAACUAAGUGAAAAGAGACUGAUCGGCGGUUGAAGUGUUCUGAAGAGGCUAAUUAAGAGCUAGGCUAAUUGGCGGGGCCGGCGUUUCAUGAAGUCCGAAAGGCGGACGCCGCAGCAGUCGAGCGGCGGCAGUCCAUCGCUGGGGAACCAGAUUUACGCUAUGGACGUGACGAAGGAAGCUCGCGCCUCGCCUCUGCCCACCGCACAGUCGGGCAGUGGGGCUUCGGCUCAACCACCGCAACCUCAGAUCUGUGCUGGGUGCAGUAAGGUGAUAACAGAGAGAUAUCUGCUGAAAGCUUUGGAUCAGCUGUGGCACGAAGACUGCCUCAAAUGUGGGUGCUGCGACUGCAGGCUUGGAGAAGUCGGCCAUACUCUAUACACUCGGGCCAACCUUAUUUUGUGCAAACGGGAUUAUUUAAGGCUAUUCGGAAACACGGGUUAUUGCGCUGCGUGCAAUAAAGUGAUCCCAGCGUUCGAAAUGGUGAUGCGUGCGCGCAGCAACGUCUAUCAUCUGGAAUGCUUUGCUUGUCAGCAAUGCAAUCACAGAUUUUGCGUGGGCGACAGAUUCUACCUCUGCGAGAACAAGAUCCUAUGCGAAUACGACUAUGAAGAGAGGUUAGUGUUCGCAAACAUGGCCUAUAACCCGCCGCCGCUGGCGCAUCUCAAGCGACAAACGACACACCUGCCUCCACCACCGACAAGCAGUGCAAUGAGCGGGCUGAUGAACGGGUCAAAUCGUUCUGGUGAUCUUAACAACAACAUGUCGGGUUCAUCCCCGGCCGCCUUCGCUGCCCCCCCGCACCUCAAGCCCCUGGGGCUCUCUGCGUCCAGCUGAGAUUAUCGCCUGUGAGGCCUACCCACGUAUGCCAAGUAUCAAACGUAAUUCCGCAUUUCACGUCGGAGACAGCAAUGCAUACUAAAAAAACUUUAGUGCCGUAACUUCUAUGUAGUGUUAUACACGCGUUUUACGCACUUAAUGAAACUUUCGUGUUAUAGAACAAAGAGCAAAAUGCCAAAACUUAUAUUCAUUUUUUAAUUCGCCAAUAUAUUAUAUUAGAUAGAUUAUUGGUUAUAUUGAAAUGUAUUUAGUCUGUUUAUUAAGGUGAUCUCAUAAGGCAAUUGUAUUAGAGUAAAAAAAUGUUACAUGUAAAGUGUAGAUGAACAGCGGGUGAAAGACUAUGUUACUUAUUAAAACUAUAUGUGUAAAUUUUCUACUAAAAUAAUAAUCGAUACAAUUUGUAAUUAAUAAGGCUGUUAAGUAUGGGUUUUCGUAAGUAAGGUGUCCUUUUGAUUUAUCUAUUUCUCAAUUGAAACUAUGGACCGCAUUAUAGGGUCAAAUGACAUCAACAGACAUUUGAUGUUAAAGCACUAACAUAUAGUGCAUAUAAUGAACUUAAAAGCAAAAAUGUUUUACGGUCCUCAUAUAGCGA